AUAGCACUCUACAGGACCCGCCAAACAUACACACACAAGUGGACACAUGACAGGCCUGCUAGGAAACUAGUUAAGCUAGGGUUGCUGGUUAAUAUUUGCUAAUUGUAAUCAUGUUUGUAGCGCGAAGUAUCGCAGCAGAUCAUAAAGAUCUCAUUCAUGAUGUUUCGUAUGAUUUCCACGGCCGGAGAAUGGCCACUUGUUCCAGUGACCAAAGUGUGAAGGUUUGGGACAAAAGUGAGAACGGAGAGUGGCACUGCACAGCCAGCUGGAAGACACACAGCGGCUCCGUGUGGAGAGUGACCUGGGCUCACCCAGAGUUCGGGCAGGUUCUGGCCUCCUGCUCCUUUGACAGGACCGCUGCUGUGUGGGAAGAGAUUGUAGGGGAGUCCAACGACAAGCAGAGAGGACUGAGCCACUGGAUUAAGAGAACCACACUAGUGGACAGUCGAACAUCAGUGACUGAUGUGAAGUUUGCCCCUAAACACAUGGGCCUGAUGUUGACCACCUGCUCUGCGGACGGAGUGGUGAGGAUCUAUGAGGCUCCGGAUGUGAUGAACCUGAGUCAGUGGUCCCUGCAGCACGAGAUCUCCUGCAAGCUCAGCUGCAGCUGCAUCUCCUGGAACCCCUCAAGCUCUCGGGCCCACCCACCAAUGUUUGCCGUGGGUAGUGACGACAGUAAUGUGAAUUAUGGUGGCAAAGUUCAGAUCUAUGAGUAUAAUGAAAACACAAGGAAAUAUGCUAAAGCAGAGACCCUGAUGACCGUCGCAGAUGCAGUCCAUGACAUUGCGUUUGCCCCAAACCUGGGGAGGUCUUUCCACGUGCUCGCUAUUGCAACAAAAGAUGUCAGGAUCUUUAAACUUGUUCCUAUGAGGAAGGAGAGCACCUCUACAGGACCCACCAAGUUGGAAGUGCAGAUUGUGGCUCAGUUUGAUAACCAUAACUCUCAGGUGUGGCGUGUGAGCUGGAACAUCACCAGCACCCUGCUGGCCUCCUCCGGGGACGAUGGCUGUGUGCGCCUCUGGAAAGCUAACUACAUGGACAACUGGAAGUGCACGGGCAUCCUGAAGGGAGACGGCAGCCCCCUCACCGGCUCAUCGGGUCAGCCCACAGCUAUGAGCACUGUUGUGGGCUCCUCCGUUCAGACAUCCCAGAACACCCAGAACGGGAUGUCUGCAGGAAGGAUUGGCAAGAGAGCUCCCUUUGCCCCUCCCCUGCGGCAGCUGACCUCUCCAAAGAUAUCCCAGCAGCAUCCUGCAUAUUAUUAAUGUCUCCUCUGAACCAGCAACCAUUUGAGCUUGUGUUAAUGCAUUUGAAAUGUGUGAGUAAUGUCCCAUCUUAGGUUGUGCUGUUAAAAGCCCUGUUUGUGUUGAAAACUGCAUUUUCUGUUCUCCACAGUGUUCCUUUUUCUCUGAUCCAAUAUGUUUGCUGACGGUUCACCUCUUUUACUAACAUACACCUUUAAAAUGACAUGCACCCAUCACUAUUGUCUGCCAUUCACUUUUUUUUCCUCCUCCUUUUAAAAAAAAAUCUCAUAUCUCCUUUGAAUUGUUUCCUCUCUGUAUUCCAUUGUCAUCGUCUUCUCCCUGUCCACAUGUUUGUCGUCUUCGUCUCGAUCCAUGUUGUGUUGCUUCAGGUAUUUCUUUCCGCCUCUGGACCCUCCCAGAGCGGGGACCAGGUAUGGUCACUUGCUGCCUCCCUCCUCCCUCAUUGAGCACUGUGAUGCUGAGCCCAUUCAGCCUCAGCAACAGGCUCUUCCCCACAGACUCUCCUCCAGAGCACUGCUGCCUUUACCAGAGGCUGAAGGACAGUGAUGUAGCGGUGUUAUAGCUAGAAUUAAAAGGGAUUGAUUGGGGGAUGGGCACAAAACUCCCAAGUGCCAUUCAUUUCUAAUAAAGACUUAAAUGUAUGUCUCUAUUUUCUAAUGAUUUGUUCUUUUUCCUGUGCAUAAUAUAGAAAAAGGUGUCAUGAAGUUUUUGUGAAAUGUUUUGUUGUAUGGCUAGUAGUAGAGCCAUUUUUUGUAACCUUGAAUAAAAUCUGAACAUCUCA
Messenger RNA from Trematomus bernacchii (emerald rockcod), 2046 nucleotides. It is a transcript of the gene seh1l, whose product is annotated as SEH1-like (S. cerevisiae). The transcript is spliced from 9 exons. Gene Ontology annotation, biological process: cellular response to amino acid starvation; positive regulation of TORC1 signaling. Bases 111 to 1265 code for a protein of 384 amino acids. The record is from RefSeq and is a predicted model, not a curated record. Gene Ontology annotation, cellular component: nuclear pore outer ring; Seh1-associated complex. Gene Ontology annotation, molecular function: structural molecule activity; protein binding. Lineage: Eukaryota; Metazoa; Chordata; Actinopteri; Perciformes; Nototheniidae.